Molecule: messenger RNA, 2945 nt
Organism: Diospyros lotus (date-plum)
Lineage: Eukaryota; Viridiplantae; Streptophyta; Magnoliopsida; Ericales; Ebenaceae
Product: pentatricopeptide repeat-containing protein At5g14080
Exons: 2
Coding region: 486-2399 (637 amino acids)
Molecular function (GO): protein binding
Source: RefSeq, a predicted model, not a curated record
AUUGAAUAGAACUUUGUAGGCUGUGCUCUAUCUAUGUAUGUUGUAAUCACCAAUCUUGUAUUCUUAAGUUCUGCUACCAAAGGUAGCAGCAGCCAAGAAGAAGACAGUAUGAAAGUAAUAAACCACUAGGUUGGAAGUUAAACCGCUCCAAGCCUCACGCAAACACGCCAUGCGCCUCUUUGUUUUUUUUCUGGAGAGCAAUAAAAUAGAUGAAAUUGGAAAUAUUAAAAAGUUUGAAUCUUUAAAAAGCCCAAACUCCAUUGAAGGUGUUUCAAUCUUGAGAGCCAUCUUCCACGUAGUUUCAGUUCUCUGCCAAAUCCACCGUUAAGUUGGUUAUCUUCUUUGUUAAAGAAGGCGGAAGGAUAGACCACCUCUUACACCCACCCUACGUCCCCCCCCCCCCCCCCCCCCCCCCUCUCUCUCUCUCUAUAUAUAUAUAGAUAUACAUAUGCACGUAGGUAUAAGCAUGCGCGUACAUUGUCGGGAUGACAUAUUCAGUAAGCGAGGUGGCGAAUCUGAUAAGCCGAGCACUAAUAUCGUCAUCGAAACGCUCAGGCCCUACCAGGACAUGGACUCCUUCGAUGGAACAAACACUCCAUCGACUUGGUUGUCGCGAAUCGCUUACCCCAUCACUCGUAGCCCUAGUCAUCGACCCAUUCCUCCUCAAUCACCAGCCUCUAGCUCUUGGUUUCUUCAAUUGGGCAUCUCAACAACCAGGCUUUUCUCACUCUUCCAUUACCUACAGAGCCAUACUCAAAUCUCUCUCUAUUUCCCGCCAUUUCAAUGCCGUCGACAAGCUCUUGAAGCAAGUGCGAGCUGAAAAGAUCCAUCUUGAUUCCUCUGUGUAUCGCUCGAUUAUCGAGUCGCAAAUCAAAGGUAGGAAAACCCAGAAUGCCUUUUUAAUUUUCAAUGAAGCUAGUUCUCUAAAUUGCGAUGUUGGGCAGGAUACUUGUAACUCGCUCCUGGCCGCAUUGUCCUCUGGGGGAUACAGUGGUCAUGCCCGCAAGAUGUUCGAUGAAAUGAUUGAAAGAGGUGUUAACAUGACUACACUUGGUUUUGGUGUUUUUAUAUGGAGGCUGUGUAGAAUUGUUGAUGUACGUGAGAUUUUGAGUUUGUUAGAUGAGGUUAUUGAGAAGGCUGUUUGGGGGAUUAACGGGUCAAUAAUAGCUGUUUUGAUUGUCCACGGCCUUUGUUUAGAGUCCAGGGUUGGAGAUGCUUUCUGGAUAUUGGAUGAGUUACGAAAAAGAGACUGUAAGCCUGAUUUUAUCGCAUACAGGGUUGUUGCUGAAGCAUUUCGGUUGAUGGGAAGUGUUGUUGAUGUGGAGAUGGUCUUGAAAAGGAAGAGAAAAUUAGGGGUGGCACCAAGGACUAAUGAUUAUCGAGAGUUCUUAUUUGUUUUGAUUUCUGAAAGACAGAUUUGGGAAGCAAAAGAACUGGGUGAAGUUAUUGUGAGCGGAAAUUUCCCAAUCGAGGAUGAUCUGCUCAAUGCUUUAAUAGGAUCAGUAUCAAUCAGUUAUCCCUGUUCUGCUAUGCUGUUUUUCAAGUUCAUGGUUGCAAAGGAUAGGUUUCCAACUCUUCUUACUCUGAGCAAUUUGAGUAGGAAUCUCUGUAAACAUCGGAAAUUUGAUGAACUUUUGGAGGUUUUCCAGAUUUUGUCCACCAAAGAGUACUUCCUGGACACGAGGAGUUACGAUGUGAUGGUUUCAUUUUUGUGCAAGGCUGGGUGGGUAAAAGAAGCUUACGAGGUCCUUCUUGAGAUGAAAAAGAAAGGGUUGUGUCCAGAUGUAUCUUUCUACAACUAUGUUCUAGAAGCUUGUUGUAGAGAAGACCUACUUCGCCCUGCUAGAAGGCUCUGGGAUGAGAUGUUUGCUAGUGGCUGUGGUGGAAACUUGAAGACAUACAACAUCCUUAUUAGGAAGUUUUCCGAGACAGGCCAAGUCGAAGAGGCUCAGAGGCUCUUUAGUGGCAUGUUGGAGAAAAAGGUAGUACCUGAUGCUAUGACUUACACAUCCCUUCUUGAAGGGCUUUGUAAAGAAAAACAGCUUCAAGAUGCUUUUGAAAUCUUCAACAAGGCUGUUGAACAGGAUGUCCUGGUGGCAAAGAGUAUCUUGAAUCCAUUUAUCCUGUGUCUAUGUAAAGGAAGUCACUUUCAUGCUGCCUCUGGAUUACUUUGUGGCCUCACUUCUGGAAUAGGAGAUUCAGACUCUCAUGUCGUUUUGCUGAAAUGCUUGAUUGGGGCCAAAGAGAUUCCGCUUUCAAUUGAACACAUAAAAUGGGUCAGAGAGAAUUCAGCUGUGAUGUUGAAAACAAUAUGCACUGAACUCUUAGCAUUAGAUUCCCCUUUGUCAAAAUCAGAAUCUACUUUACAGUUGGUUCAGGCAGUGCAAGAUAAUAUCUGAUUUGGAACCAAUGGGUUCUUGGAAGAAGAUGCUUGACGAAUCAGUCUUGGGUAAACAGUUCAGGUUAGUGUUUACCUAUAAUUGCUUUUUUAAAGAGCACAAUUAUGGUUCCUUGGUGUGUCAUAGUAAUGGUAUCAAGCUGUGUACUGCAUACCUUCUUGAAGUAUAGGGGGCAUCAAGCUGCAGCUGCAAUCCGCAGAGAUGUCACCAUGACCGCAAAUUGGAAAAACCGAAGAUUUGGGUGGUAAAGCGACUUGGCUGCAGUACAUUGUUUAACGGCAGUUAUUUUAUGAAAAGGUAAAUGGAUGAAAAUAUUUUGACGAUAAGGUUAAAGGAAGAAAUUUUGUUCUUAAGUUUUACUCCGUUUUAUUUAAAGUUUGCAUAGGUUUCCAUUUUCUUUUCUCUUUCUUUAGAUAGUGAAAGUUUUGGACUUUUGUAUCAAUAAUGGAGAAAUUAUGUUCCCUGCUAUUUGUUGGUUUUUCUUUUUGGCAUUUGUUUACUGUAUCAACCGAGUGAUAAGAGUAGUUAAAGAAUUCUAUUAUGUGG